Molecule: messenger RNA, 912 nt
Organism: Stegodyphus dumicola
Lineage: Eukaryota; Metazoa; Arthropoda; Arachnida; Araneae; Eresidae
Molecular function (GO): nucleic acid binding
Source: RefSeq, a predicted model, not a curated record
CACGCUUUUUGAAAAAAACAAGAAAUUCUCUUCGUAUCUGCGAAAAUGGCUUCAAGAAACAGUAAACGUUCUUUGGAACCCUUUUUUGAUCAAUGUGAGGAUUCCGAUGUAUCUGUAAGAGAUUCUAAUGAUCAAUGUGAGGAUUUCCAUGCGCUUUUAAGAGAUUCUGAUGAUGAGUGCCUGAGUGAAACAUCUCAAAUAUUCAUCGAAAAUCCUAUUGACGGCAUUGAAAAUUAUUUUAGUGAUUCAGGAGAUGAACUCUUAAGUGAAACUUCGCAGAUAUUUUUGGAGAAUCCUUUGGUUUUGCCUCUUUACUAUCAAGUAGGCUCGGGAUAUGAGACUCAACCUUCUGCUCCAUCUAAAGGACCUGCAUAUGUGGAACAUGACAUUUCAGUAAAUAUGGAAAAUGCUAUUAUACUCAAAGAGAAGGCACGGCGUCGUAACCGAAAGUAUCAAGGCGAGGAAAUAACCUUCCAGGCACGUGUUGAUAUGAAUCGUCUGCCUCAAAAUAUUCGCAACAGGCCUCUUCUAGCCGUAACUGAAUCUGUUAGACAGCUGUUUGAAAUAUUAAUUCAACGGUCAACAGAAAAUCUAAGGCCGACAGAUUGGAUACGAAUGUGUAUCCAAGCCGAUGGAUUGGAUAAACCCAUGUCUACGAAAAUUAUUGCCGUAUCUUCCAUGACGGUGGAGACCGUAUUAUCGGUUAUUAUGAAAGUUCUGCAGUCAAAAGAUGAAAUUCGGCUGGAUUCAGGCUUCCUAGUAGAUGUGAUCACGAUUCGCAGGGAUAUCGGUGCAGGUAGAGCAAAGAUAAUCAACAUUCAAGUAGAUCGUCUUAAAAAACGCUCUGUCCUUUCCAUCCCGUCAGAUGAUGAAGGGUUGUGUUGCGCGCAAAAGCAAUCGUAUAUGCCCUAG